Molecule: messenger RNA, 1559 nt
Organism: Bactrocera dorsalis (oriental fruit fly)
Lineage: Eukaryota; Metazoa; Arthropoda; Insecta; Diptera; Tephritidae
Exons: 4
Coding region: 1-1482 (493 amino acids)
Source: RefSeq, a predicted model, not a curated record
AUGCAUCCGACAAUACAGACAAUUGUUUGCCGAAAUACGAACAAAAGAGCCAAGGCUCAGUACGAAAAACUAGAAGCGAGUGAAAGCGCUAGCAGUGCAAGAAAUAUGUUUGACAUCAUCUUUAGAAAAUAUAUUUGGGAAGAUAUAUCAGAAGAGGAGCUUAACACAUUCUAUGAGUACAGCGAUAUCACACGCUCUCAUCCGCUAAAUUCACCAACAAAAUCGUCUGUAGAACAUCGAAUUAUUACCACCGGUCAACCCGUUUUCGCACGACCACGCCGUCUUUCACCCGAGAAACUAACCGCCGCAAAAGCUGAAUUUGAUUCGCUGAUGAAACUGGACAUUUGUCGACCUACGACUACGAGAGCGGUGUACAGAGAGCAGCGUGCACAGAUUAGAGCUGAAUUCGCCGACAAUCAACGGCCAAAUUGCCGUCAAGGCCGAGUUCCGGUCCGCCUUCGCGAUCAAAUGGAACAUGUUGGCUUUCACCACGAUCCUGACUGCGACUACAGCCUGCAUGGUGCCUUCGGAGCAAUGGAUAUUAUUUGUACGCAUUGCAAUGCUGCGAAAUUUCGAGGAGAAACAGCUGGCAUGUGCUGCUUCAGUGGCAAAGUGAAACUGCCUGCAUUGGAACCGCCACCAGAACCAUUACAUUCCUUGCUCACUGGAGAAUCGCCGACGUCUAAGCAUUUCUUGCAGAACAUACAAGCGUACAAUUCAUGCUUUCAAAUGACUUCUUUUGGUGCCACAAAGAUCAUUAGAGAUCCAUUUAUGCCGACGUUCAAGGUGAUUACUUUGCAUGGAAUUUCCAGUGAAACAUUUGACAUUUUUAUUCUGCAGAUUCAGGGACAAAUAUACCAUCGAGCAGGCUCGCUCAUACCAUUUGUCGAUGCCGACUAUCAAUUUUUGCAAAUAUAUUUUAUCGGUAAUGAAACUGACCAACUAAAUCAACAAUGUAAAAUUGCGACCGGUACAAGGCGAGAAAUCGUACUAAAUUUGCAAAGAUUUCUCAAUGAGCACAAUGAAUUGAUUCGAUUGUUCAAAAUCGCAUUGGACCGCAUGCCGUCUGAUAACCAUCGAAUCGUCAUCAGAGCAGACAAAAUGCCGAUGGGGCAGCAUGCCAGACGAUUCAACGCACCAACAAUCGAUGAGGUGGCAAUCGUCAUUGUUGGCGAACAGUUUGAAUCGCGAGAUAUUGUACUGCACCGUAGAAACGAACAACUUCAGCGUGUUUCCGAGCUACACCGUAGUUAUGAUGCAUUACAAUAUCCGAUAUUAUUGUGGAGAGGUGAUGACGGCUAUCACAUCAAUAUGCGAUUGAUCAAUCCAACUAUUGGUAAAAAAGUACAAUUUCUGAGAAGAAAUGCUACUUACGAUUCAAUAUUUUGUGUAUUGUUCAUUUAUAGGCCAAGAAACACCGAAAAAACUCAGUGCGAUGAACUUCUAUUCGUACAGAAUAAUGAUUCGUCCGCAAGAAGAUAACUACAUCCUGAAAUGUCGCAAGCCUUUCCAUCAGUAUUUGGUUGACAUGUAUGCGAAGAUCGAGACCGAACGUGUCA